Aphanomyces astaci is the source of this 330-nucleotide messenger RNA. RefSeq lists its product as hypothetical. The transcript has 3 exons. The record is from RefSeq and is a predicted model, not a curated record. The coding region runs from base 1 to 330 and encodes 109 amino acids. NCBI's taxonomy places the organism in Eukaryota, Oomycota, Saprolegniomycetes, Saprolegniales, Verrucalvaceae.
AUGAACACAGUCGUGAGGGGGGGCGGCCGCUGCCUGCAGUCGAGGGGCGUCGCUGACGUUCUUGCCGGGGUCGACUGGGCAUUUGUACUGGCGUUCCAUGUUGCCAUGUGUACCAAUGGCGCUAGAAACUGGACGCUUGUACUGGCGUCCCCCGCUGCCUUGUGUUCAGACGGCACCACGUUGAGGCGUGUGAGUUGCAGGACACGCAGUCGCCGGCUGCACUCACUCGACGACGGCGGAGAAGCGCGCCAAGAGACGCUUGGCGUCUUUCGCGCGUCCGUGGGCUCGUCACGCCGAAGUGCUCGCACGCAGAAAUACUACCCGGGUUAG